Mobula hypostoma (lesser devil ray) is the source of this 1857-nucleotide messenger RNA. It is a transcript of the gene slc6a3, whose product is annotated as solute carrier family 6 member 3. The record is from RefSeq and is a predicted model, not a curated record. The transcript is spliced from 14 exons. Gene Ontology annotation, molecular function: norepinephrine:sodium symporter activity; dopamine:sodium symporter activity. Gene Ontology annotation, cellular component: neuronal cell body membrane; plasma membrane; neuron projection. Gene Ontology annotation, biological process: dopamine uptake involved in synaptic transmission; sodium ion transmembrane transport. Lineage: Eukaryota; Metazoa; Chordata; Chondrichthyes; Myliobatiformes; Myliobatidae. The coding region runs from base 1 to 1857 and encodes 618 amino acids.
AUGAUCAAAGGGAGACUCCUUGGCCUGAUGUCUUCCGUUGUGGCCCCAGUUCAAGAGUUCAACAGGAUGGAGACCAAGAAGGUGGAACUGAUUCUGGUAAAGGAGCAGAAUGGCGUGCAGUUUACCAAUUCGACGCUGGCCAGCUCUCCCCAGCCCACUGGGGAGGGAGUCGGUGAGACCCAGGUUAGGCAGACCUGGGCCAAGAAGAUCGAUUUCCUCCUCUCGGUUGUCGGCUUUGCAGUGGACUUGGCCAAUGUCUGGAGAUUCCCUUAUCUCUGUUAUCGCAACGGCGGAGGAGCUUUCCUCGUCCCGUACCUGUUCUUUAUGUUCAUCGCCGGCAUGCCGCUGUUUUACAUGGAACUGGCUCUGGGGCAGUUCAAUCGGGAAGGCGCCGCGGGGGUCUGGAAGAUCUGUCCCAUAUUUAAAGGUGUUGGCUUCACUGUUAUCUUGAUCGCACUGUAUGUCGGCUUCUAUUACAAUGUCAUCAUCGCCUGGGCUCUCUAUUACCUCUUCUCAUCCUUUACAAUGGAACUGCCAUGGACACACUGCAACAACAGCUGGAACAGUCCCAAUUGUUCCGAGGUCACCAACUUUACUCGGCAGAAAUACUACGAGUAUAAAACCAACCCCGCCGCUGAAUAUUACGAGCGUGGAAUGCUUCAUCUUCACGAAAGUACGGGGAUCCAUGACAUCGGCAAACCCAGGUGGCAGCUCACCUGUUGCUUAUUUGUCGUUAUUGUGAUCCUUUACUUCAGCCUGUGGAAGGGCGUUCGAACAUCUGGCAAGGUUGUCUGGAUUACUGCUACAAUGCCUUACAUUGUCCUCACGAUCUUGCUGCUUCGUGGAAUCACUCUCCCUGGAGCGAUAGAUGGAAUUAAAGCAUAUCUAAGUGUUGACUUCUUACGGCUUCGGAAGGCCUCGGUUUGGAUAGAUGCAGCGACACAGAUAUGUUUCUCUCUUGGAGUGGGUUUUGGUGUACUAAUAGCAUUUGCAAGCUAUAACAAAUUUAAUAACAAUUGCUACAGGGAUGCCAUCAUUACCAGUUCUGUCAACUCAGUGACAAGUUUCUUCUCUGGAUUUGUUGUCUUCUCUUUCCUGGGCUACAUGUCAAAGCAACGUGGAGUUCCCCUGGAGGACGUGGCCACUGGAGAAGCCGGACUGGUAUUCAUCAUUUACCCAGAAGCAAUUGCCACUCUUCCUGGUUCGUCAGUUUGGUCGGUCAUCUUCUUCAUCAUGCUUCUAACACUUGGACUGGACAGUGCAAUGGGCGGCAUGGAAUCAGUGAUCACAGGGGUGAUUGAUGAAUUCAAAUUCCUGCGUAACCACAGGGAGAUCUUCACGCUUUUUAUCAUUACAAUUACAUUCCUGGUGUCUCUCUUCUGUAUAACUGAUGGUGGUAUCUACGUGUUCACCUUACUAGACAAGUUCGCAGCAGAGACAUCCAUUUUGUUUGGAGUGCUAAUAGAAACUAUUGGAGUGGCCUGGUUUUAUGGAGUUGAUCGUUUCAGCAAUGAUAUUGAAAAAAUGAUUGGUACAAGACCCGGCUUAUAUUGGAGACUGUGCUGGAAGUUUGUCAGCCCCUGUUUCCUUCUGUUUGUUGUGGUCAUCAGCAUUUCAACAUUUAAAGCCCCAGAAUACGACAAUUACAUCUUCCCAGAGUGGGCCAAUGUAAUUGGAUGGUGUAUUGCUGUAUCUUCAAUGGUACUUGUACCCAUUUAUGCUGUGUACAAGUGUGUCAGCGUGCGUGGAUCUCUGCGUGAGAAGUUAGCAAUUGCAAUUACAUCCGAGAAGGACCGUCACCUGGUGGAAGAUGGUGAAGCCCACCAAUUCACUCUGCACCACUGGCUCACGGUCUGA